Messenger RNA from Girardinichthys multiradiatus, 5313 nucleotides. It is a transcript of the gene crk, whose product is annotated as v-crk avian sarcoma virus CT10 oncogene homolog. Gene Ontology annotation, molecular function: protein binding. The record is from RefSeq and is a predicted model, not a curated record. NCBI's taxonomy places the organism in Eukaryota, Metazoa, Chordata, Actinopteri, Cyprinodontiformes, Goodeidae. The transcript is spliced from 3 exons. Bases 345 to 1277 code for a protein of 310 amino acids.
CCGGUGAGUGGGGCCUUUUUUUGUUUUCCCGUAUCCGCCAUUUCAGUUUUUGAAGUUAGUUGUCAUCGGCGGCUGGUUUGUAGCCACAUUCGUGCCUCUGAAACAAACUGUAUGAUUGGUAGAUCAGCAGGCGGACCAGGACCACACUGGAGGUGUUUUUACAGCGCGGUUUCCCUCCUGUGUCUGCGGAUUGGCGCCCACACGGCCAGCUGCGGAUGUCGCCUGUUUACUGAACGUGCUCUCGGCGCUAAAGUUUUUUGUAUGAGUUGAAGGCUCCGCUUGUGGAUAACGGGAGGGAGAGCAGGGAAGGCCCCGGGUAAAACCUCGGCUUUGUGGUGGUUAUCAUGGCCGGUAAUUUUGACGCGAAGGACCGCGGGAGCUGGUACUGGGGCCGCUUGAGCAGGCAGGAGGCUGUGUCUCUGCUGCAGGGGCAGCGGCACGGCGUGUUUCUGGUCCGGGACUCCAUCACCAGCCCCGGCGACUACGUGCUGUCGGUGUCGGAGAACUCCAAAGUCUCGCAUUACAUAAUUAACAGCAACAGCCGACAGUCCGGCCUAGGUUUGGGUCUCCCCCGGUUCCGUAUUGGUGACCAGGAGUUUGACGCUCUUCCUGCUUUGCUGGAGUUCUACAAAAUACACUAUUUGGAUACCACCACCUUGAUAGAGCCCAUCAACAAGUCCAAACAUCCCUCCUUCAUCCCAGGCGGGGGCCCCCCUCAGCGCCUGGAAGAUGAGUAUGUCCGGGCCCUAUUCGACUUCCCUGGCAACGACGAGGAGGAUCUCCCAUUUCGGAUGGGGGAUAUCCUCCGAGUCCUUGAGAAGCCGGAGGAGCAGUGGUGGAACGCCCAGAACUCUGAAGGAAGAACGGGGAUGAUCCCAGUCCCGUACGUGGAGAAGUACCGGCCGGCGUCUCCCAGUGCAGUGGCGGGGGCCAGCGUGCUUGCGGUGCCGCCUGUAGGGAUGGCAGUUCAUGGGAACUCUGACAGCUCUGCGACUCAGUCCGGCGCUCCACUGUUGGGAGACCCCAGCCAGUACGCCCAGCCCACUCCUCUCCCAAAUCUCCAGAAUGGACCUGUCUAUGCCAGGGCCAUACAGAAGAGGGUGCCCAAUGCCUACGACAAGACCGCCCUGGCCUUAGAGGUGGGCGACAUGGUGAAGGUGACCAAAAUAAACGUGAGCGGCCAGUGGGAGGGCGAAUGUAAAGGCAAGCAUGGCCACUUUCCUUUCACGCACGUCAAACUGCUGGACCAGCACAACGCCGAGGAUGAACUGAGCUGAGGGCGGACAGCCGCUCCACCACCUGGACACUGGUAUUAGACCCUUCCUCACCUGUCUUUUCUCACUCCCCCUGCCCCUGUCCUGCUCACACCCACUCCUCCCCUCUGCAUCCUUGAGCUUUUAGCUGCACCAAGUACAGUUUCAGAGAAUCGCCAAGAACAAAGCAGGCCCUCGUUGGACCCCCCUGUGAUCCAUUUCUACUCACAUAAAUAAUCACCUCCUCUUCCUGCUCCUCCUUGCUGCUCUCCCAGACUGCAACACGGACGAUACUGCCUCUCCUGUUUCAUGGACUUGGAAACCGCUCCCGGUAAUUUGUCCCUGCCAUGGACAGCUUGUCAACGCUCGCUCCUAAGGAGACACCUCAAUGCAGCGUUCAACCACUUCCUCUUCCUGUGUUGAAGCCGGUAGAUGGCUGCUGUCCUUUUCUUUUUUUUAUCCUCCACUGUGGUCACUCGGGCUGCAUUCAUGUCAGAUGGGUAUUCAGAACGCUCGCUUUAGGAACAGCGUUUGGUUGGUCUGAGAUCUUUAUUGAAGUCUUCAAAGAUUUUAUUGAUUUAAACUGAAGUGUUUGAAUGCUCGUGUGAUGUCAUGCUAUGAAUUGGCAGAAAUGAUUGUGGUACUCCGGUUGCAUCUUCAGCCCAUGUGAGGAUGCAAUAUCAGGAGACAGAUUUUAGGUGAACUCUUUAAAGGUUCUGUUGGAUGUAUUUGUUUAACCAGAACCACAUCAGUUCUCUGUUUCUCAUCCAGAUUCGAAGCUGCGUGGUUUGCCUCGGACACAAGCGUAGCUUUCCAAAAUUUCCUGAAUCAUUCCUUUAAUUUAGAUGUACUGACACUGCAGGCAACAUCUUUCCAUCUUCACUCGUUGGAUCUCAUAUUUCCUCAUUAAGUGCUUUAAAGUAAAGAUGCGCCGAUCUGAAUUUUUCCAGGUUUUAAAAAACUUCACCUGCUUGUGAAGCUGAUUCCAGCUUCUCUUUAAAAGCCAUUGGAAUAAAAAAAAGAACAGGAUUUCUUUCUGUCCUGGCUGCCAUUUGCAGUCCUUAUGUACUUGUAUUAGGAGCAGAGGUGAUGUCACACUGUGUGUGCGAGAGAUCAUUCACUGGAGAACAGUUGUGCUAUUUGUUUCAAAGAGAAAAUUUAGAGUUGACAUUUUAAACUGUUUUGUUUCUGUUUUUCAUCACUAGAACAUCAGUCUCAGUUUCCAAAAGCACCAUCAUGUCUGAAUUCACCACAUUGGUAGAGAGACAGGUGGAAAGUUCAAAAGGAUCAAAUUUGCAACACUCUGUUUGGCCUUCUUCUUUUCUGCCAGAUAUCUUGCUUUCUCCUGCCUUGUCGCAGCCUGAAUAAACCGCUGACCUGUCAAAGAAAGUGGUUUUCCCCUAAAAUAGACUUUUGUAUCUCUGUGCUUUCCCUGACUUCACCUUAAAACACCACAAAUGGCAAUCAUUGAAUCUUCUUCACUCUAUAACGACUUCCAAUAAGACUGGUUUGAAAAAGAUGUGGUAUCUGAGUACGUGACCCGUCAUUGGUCAGUUCUGGUUACCAGCUGAUUUCUCUGUUCUUCUCUACUUUAAACGUGCGUUAAUCCUGACAGAGACUAACGGGUUAAAAGGAAGUUACAAACGACAAUCAGAGUUACGAGUUUCAUACCUAACCUGAGGCCUGUGAUGUUCUGUUGUUGAAAAGCUUCCAUCUUACUGGACAUGAAUGCAACAAUAUUCUGCGUGAACCCAUGACUUUGAAAGACUGAAGCAGCUGGGCUCAAAUACAGCGGCAGCUUUUCAGGGGCGAGACCAUUACCAAAAAGACAUGAAGGCCUCCUGUACAUUAAAUGGAGUACCGAACACUGAGUCCAAACCAGCAGCUAAGAGCAACUGGUUGUAGUCGCAGCCAUCAAGCGGAACCCCAACAUCGCCACAAACCGCAAGACUUUUGAAGAGGUGGCGAUCAAGGCAACACUACAUUCUCUCACCUGAACCUCGCUCUGGCGAUCACCUCCAACCAUGUACCACCAAGUAGUCCUUUGUAGGAUACAUAGAACAUAUUGUUAUGGAAUGAUGUUACUGUGGUUCUCAUUUCAUGUUGAAUAUUAUUUGUCGUACUAAUUGUCUUCAUAGCUGCUUUUGUCUGGGGGGCGCAUAAUUAUUAUUUGAGGUUCUGACAUUGGGAGGGAACUAUGGCUCUGUGGUAGAAGUACUGACUGGCCCUCACAUGUUCCCACUCUGCUUCCAAUGGAAAGGGCUGAAGUAAAACAGGCUGAAUGUAGGCUGCCCACAACACUAGUUAGUUGAGUCUUUUCCUGUCGGCGUUCUGCAUUCAGCCCACUGGAUUUCCCUUACUAAAGCAGACAGUUGUGUGUCCAUGUCUCGUCAUAUGUGUCAAAGGAAGGAAAGUGGUCUCAUUUGGAGCCUCUCCUAUUUGUUUAGAAGCCUUUUUUGAACGUGUUGCCGCCUUGACCAAGUUAGUUGUUUUUAUUAGUUUCCUUUUGUGCCUCAUUUAAUCCUCUACCAGUCUAUUAUUUAAGGUCCUGUUUAGUUGCAAUGCACAAACGAACUACAUUCUUUUGUUUUACCUCUUCUUCACCAUUUCUUUAUUGCCAACAUCUGAGGUUUGUAAUUAAUGAUGUUUUCGCCCCUUUAGGAAGGUGUUUUGUUGUGACAAUCAUCAGCGCUACUAUUUCUCAUGAUGUUGACUCAUGAACGAAAGCUGACAACCUUUAAACGCGAUCUGUGGGAGCUCGUUCUCUCCUCUAUGGUGUGGCACUACAGUAGCACUGCAGCAACAUUGGGUCUUAUUCUGCAUGUGCUGAGGACGUAGGUGUGGAUAGAUUUCUUGGCUCCUCUGGUAAAUAGUGGAAAAACGCCUUAGAAAGGAUUCCUCUUCUAUUGUAGUAGAAAAUGUAAACCUCAUUUAUUCAGUAGGGGGAGAAAUUCAGUGGUAACAAGUCUUAGGAGGUAUUUUCAGUUAGUGGUAUGAAGAAGGUUGGUUUUGUUAUUGGUGAACCCCUUCUGUGUUAAUUUGACUAUAGGUUUCUAAUUAUUAUACUGUGCAAAGGUCCUGUAUUCAGUUUCUGUCGGUCCACCAUAUUUUUAGAUAAACGGUCCUGGUGUUUCACCGUGUACUCAAAUAAGGAUCCCUUUGGAAGACAACCAGGCAUGGUUGCGGGCAUGGUCUUUUUUCCCACACAUUCAUCCUUUGUUUCAUGCCAAACUCACCUGGAGUGUUUGUUGCCGGAAAACUUGACCUGUCAAACCAUGUACGUCUAUAAAUUUAAAAGAUUCUUUGGUUUCUUUUAACAAGAUUGUUGGAGUGACAUUUGUGCCACUGCUGAUUUUAUUAAUAACUGUUUCCUAACAGGAGAAUAAAUGUACUCAAAUUAAAGGCUGUUAUUUUUUUCUAACUUUCAGUGGGUGAUGAGCCGCUGCAAUAAAGGAUGAAUUUAUUCGAAGGCUUUUUAUUUAUCUUUGUCGGGAGGGGGGGGGGGGGGGGGCUAAUAAAUGUUCCCACCUCUGUAAAUGCACUGUUUGCAUCAAUAUGCUGCCUGUCUUAAGGUGGCCUCAGACAUCUCUCUGACCUUGUACUUGUACCUGACAUGCUCUGUCCCACCUUCAUUUAUUUUGAUGUUUUUUUCUGCUCUAGUGAUAUUGUAGUGACUCGGUAGAGAACUCUGAGGAAAGAAACCUUCAUUUACUGCCACCUUUUAACACAGUCCAUUUUUCCUGUGUGGUUCUGAUCAAAUGCAGCUCGUUUCUCUCCCACUGCAUUCAGCAGGUGCUCUGCCACAUAGCUCAUCUUUGAAAUUGUGUUGCCAAUGAAACCACCAAGAAGUAUUUUUUUAGUAGCCCUGCGUGAAGUCGUUCAUUUCCUUUCAGAGGAAGGAAUGAGACAGCAGAGUGCCAGUGCAAACUGUGUAAUAUCGAAAUGUGCCAUUUUAUUAUAACACUAUAUUCUUUCAAGACAAUUGAAAUUACCUUUUUAUUUUCAGUAGCAUGUAAUGUGUUAAUAUACUAGUAAAUAAAGUCCAACCUAUGAAAAAUGA